This is a messenger RNA of Nematostella vectensis (starlet sea anemone), 1674 nucleotides long. RefSeq names its product protein AKTIP homolog. Bases 222 to 1115 code for a protein of 297 amino acids. NCBI's taxonomy places the organism in Eukaryota, Metazoa, Cnidaria, Anthozoa, Actiniaria, Edwardsiidae. The record is from RefSeq and is a predicted model, not a curated record. The transcript has 9 exons.
CUCGUGUCACAUGACCACGCUCCCAAAUGGCGACCGAUUUGUGUUAGUUUGUUGUGUUGUAAUUUGAAUAUCCGAUGAGAUCGUAGUUUACCUGACAGGAUCUUCUACACCGCAAUUAUGAGCUAAAACUACGCUCUUAUCAUUAACCUAUUACUAAAGAUUAUCCAAUAUUACAUAUUAUUUUGAGUUACACUACAAGACACAAUGAAAACGCGGCAAAAAUGUUAAACGUAACACACCAACUUAAAAAGAAGUUAUUCUUGUCAGACUUGGACGAAAAGAGUUCCUCGAGUCCACAUGAUGAGAAAAAGCCCGGUGAUGGCCGUGAAGUACGCGAGGAAAAGUCCAAACGAAAAGCGCUCCCGGCAUUGCCCUCCCCAGCAGAGGAAAAAUCCAUGAACUUGUCGAUUGCAAGACAGCGUUCUCCUUCAGGGUCCAGCCCAGAGCAAGUAAAAGCUUACGGCCCGUUUUUCCUCGAAUACACUCUGAUGGCGGAAUAUAACCAGCUGAGAAGUCAGAGAUUACCGGGUGUGUAUGUCCUACCAGCGGCCAAGUCAGCUCUUGUAUGGUAUGGGGUAAUUUUCAUCCGUAUGGGUUUGUACCAAGAUGGCAUCUUCAAGUUUCAGAUGACUAUCCCAGAGAACUUCCCAGAUGGUGACUGCCCCACUCUAGUGUUUAAGCCUACCAUAUUUCACCCUGUGGUUAACAUAGAAACUGGGGAGCUAGAUGUUCGGCGGGCAUUCCCUAGAUGGAGGAGAAAUAUCAAUCAUCUUUGGCAAGUUUUAUUGUAUGCAAAAAGAAUAUUCUACAAGAUAGAUUCAAGGGACCCUCUUAACCCAGAAGCUGCAGAAAUGUAUCAAAAUGACAAAGAUCGCUACAAGCAGAAAGUGAAUGAAUGCUUGCGGAGAUGCCAUAAUGAAUUGCAUCUGGCUGUGGCUGAUGACCCUCAUGCUAUCAAGUUUGUGGAGUUAACUCCAGAGAAACAAGAUGAUGUGAAGAACCAAAUCAUUGAAAGCCAGAGCAAACCUGAGUGUCUUCCAACAGCGAACGCACACAAAUCUGGCCUCUCGUGGAUGAAAAAGGGAGGUGCCAUCUUUUCAAAAGAAGAGAGUUAACAAAUUACUAGACAUUCUAGUUUUAUUUUUACUACAUUGCACUUUUAAAUAUUGAAAUCCAGGAAUAUUCCUGGAGAAUCUUACGCAACCUGUUCUCAGACGGGUUUUUGCCCCUGGGGCCGGUGUUGGGGUGAAUUUACCUUCCUUCUGCAUUUUAAUCUCCUGAUUAAAACAAUUUCCUUUAUUUCUUUGGAGGUUGACUCAGAGGCAACUAUUUAAUUUCUCAUGAGUGGGAUGGGUAACCUACGACAAAGGGUAUCACAACCCCAAAAAGGCUUGACAAAUGAAUAGUGGAUGGUAUCCUAUAUCUCCUAGCAUGAUCAAAAUUCACUAACACUUUUGCACCCUGGGCAGGGUCUUGGUUGUUCCAGGAAGAAUUGUUGGAGAAAACUAAGUUCUGGGUAUCUGUCAUGUAGUCUAGUGAAAGCCUCUUUAUGCCAUUUGUAACUAUCUAUUUUCAACUAUCUCAAUCUUUUGUAAAGUCGAUUUCAUAAAUAAGUAUAAUGGUAGUAACAUUUAUUUUUUUAAAUUAUUUCUUUUAUUAAAGCGUGUUCUUUCA